UUCAAAUAAUACCUUUGGUUAAGCAAGUAAAAUAAUAUAGCAAGUACAAAAGAACAUGCCAAAAAUUAGUGAGUAUAAUGAAAAAGAAACUAUGAAAUUGGACGAAUGUUUCAAGGAAACAUUAGCACGUGUUAGACCUUUUGUCUUAGGAUUAACAUCUAUUGAAACUGCAGAAUUAUGUAAAAUUUGGCUUAACAAAUUAAAUUCUGUUACUUCGCAACGUCGCCUAAGAAACGAAUAUCUUACGGAAUUAUUUAGGCAGUUGAAGAUGGGACAUAUUGGAGGAAUAUUUAGUAGACCUCCACCUAAUGGAUUCCUUUUACCAUUACCUAAGUCGUAUCAUAUGGUACCUAUAUUAGACUUUAUGAAAUUUAUUGUAUUUAAAGAAUAAUCAAUGUGUAAUACAGGUUUGCAUUAGUUCAUCUGUAAGUAACUUAUCAGAUUAUACCAUGACAUCUCA
Apis mellifera (honey bee) is the source of this 460-nucleotide messenger RNA. RefSeq lists its product as uncharacterized. The transcript has a single exon. The record is from RefSeq and is a predicted model, not a curated record. The coding region runs from base 56 to 391 and encodes 111 amino acids. Lineage: Eukaryota; Metazoa; Arthropoda; Insecta; Hymenoptera; Apidae.